CGAGCAGGAGUCGGUUCUCAGCCACGGUCGCCGCCGCACCGCCACACACGCAGCUCCAACUCACCACUCACCACUCACCCGCCGUCACACCACCACACUACCUGCCUCCGGGCCGCACAACCGCACCAGCAGCCCGCCCACACACUCCCCUCGCCCAUGGAGACCCAACUGGGCGCCCAACACCUGUCUUGCGUCUCACCUGGUGAACCCGGCAUCUAGCACUUUCAUCUUGUCGCGUGAACAUUUACUUCUUUUCUCUUUGUCUCAAGUUUGCAUCUCGCACCAACGGACACCUUACCAGACAAAAGUGUAAGAAAAAGAGGAACCACUUCCUCUAAAAAUUCAUUCCUCUUUUUUAUUACUAAGAAACAAGAGCAAAGCAAGACAAACUUUUAAAACAAAGAACAUUUUUUUUUCCUUCUCUCUGCUUCUCACUAGGACAAGAAAAGAAGAGAAGGUGGUGCAAGAGACCUUGUAUUGGUGGCGAUGCAGGAACAAUCACGUCCAUGGUCGAAGUGCAACGGUAGGAAUGGCUCUGAAGUGCUGGCCAGCGGUGUGCGGUUCGCGUGUCGCCUACAGUAGUUCCCAGCCUGAACGAAGCGUCUUGUGAGGGUAUGCGGACAUGCGGACGACCGGACGCAGCAAAACCUUCCACUUAAAGACUACUGAGCGUGUAUGUCACCUUCCUAGUCUGAGAAAGGUACUUGGGAACGCCGGAACGUGAUUGCACAGGUAAUAAAAGAUAAAAUAUAUUGUGAAUGAGAAAAUAGUGAAAUGGAAAGAAUAAUGAGAAAAUAAAGAUUUAAGAAAGGAAAACCAAGACCUCGAAGUACAAAUAAUAAACAUCAAACAAUAAACAAUUAAAAAACUUUGAGAGGAAAUAUAAAGGACAUCAGAGAAAACUUAAGAGAUAAACAUAUAAUAGAAAAUAGAGGAAGAAAAUAAAGAAAGGAGGCGGACAAGGAAGGUCGAAAACAAAGGAAUUUUGGCACCAAUCUUGCAGUCUUCCAGGCAGAGUGAACAACCAACCACUCCCCCCUCUGCCCUUCCCAUCAGAGGCCCCAUACACUCUCGACCUGAUUCGUGAAGAAGAGAAAGAAGGACCAAGAAUAAAGGAGGAAUAAUAAAACAAGAAAAGAAAAGGACCGACCUUGAGCCAGCGACCGUCACAACAGCAACAGCAAUCACUACAACAUUCAGUCCUAACACCGCUUCAUCAUCUACAUUGGAUUCAAGCCAACGAUAUUUCUUCUUAUCGCUUUCAUCUUUAAGUUCUCGAAAGAACUCUUAUUUGCCCGAUAUCGUAUUUCAAAAUAGCAAUAAGAAUAUUGUUUGUACAGCAUUUUUGCUAUAGUCUGCCAUUUAAAGUUUUCAUUUUCUACAUUUUCUUUCAGUUAUUGUCGUGAAACUUGAAAUCAUAACUAAAGGGUUUUGCAAUGGUGAGUUCGUCUGGUGCUUGAUCGGGGAAAGUAAUUAAUGCACACAGAGCUGUGAGUGUUACAGUCUGUACUUGUGUGCAUGUGCGUGUGUGAAUUUCUGGCCGUGAGUGAACGCGUGUGUGUAUGGGUGCUAUAUACAACCUGUUUGGAUUCUAAGCAGUUUGAGUUGUAAAUCUAUAACGAAUAGGAGGUUAACACAAAGUCAGCACACGCACACAAAUACGACAGGUGUGCUUUUGACUCUGCACAUCGUUUUUGGUUGGUUGAGUCAUAUAACACUCUCUCUCUCUCUCUCUCUCUCUCUCUCUCUCUCUCUCUCUCUCUCUCUCUCUCUCUCUCUCUCUCUCUCUCUCUCUCUCUUCAAACAUGUCCUUCCUGCUCCACUUCAGUAACUAUCUCAUCGGAGGUAAUGUACCCAUAGACGAUGGCGUUGAUAAACUCAAUCGCAAGUACACCAUCCUAAUCCUCAUCUGCCUCUCGUUGCCACUCGUCACAAAGCAGUUCGCAGGUGACCCAAUUGAGUGCUUCACCCCUACAUACUUUACAGAGCCACAGUCACGUUAUGUCAAUUCAUACUGCUGGACGGCGAGUACCUAUUACAUCAUUCCAAUCGAUGAGACAGCGCGGGAACAGGUGACGAGGGUACAUUCAGUCAAUUUCGAUGAUGAAGGCAGCUCUUCGUCCAUCAAAGGAGAAAGAAUCAAGGUCAACUAUUACCAGUGGGCACCCAUUAUCCUACUAGUGGAGGCAGGACUCUUCUAUGUACCCUUUGCCAUCUGGAAUUCCACUGCGAAGAACUCUGGAAUCAAGGUGGGUCGUCUUUUGAAGAAAGUAUCCGUGAUCUCCCAGUACACACCUGGUCAUCCUGAUCGAGAUGCCCUCAUCGCUGAGUUCCUGGACCAGUUCAACACGCUGAUGGGGGUAUCUAAGUGCUGUCCAGGAACUGUGUGUAAAUUCGACUGUAAUUUAGCAUGUGGUGGCAACCCGUCUUCAUCACUGUUCAUCCUCUAUAUGGUGGUGAAGAUUUUGUAUGUGUUCAAUAUCUUAAUGCAGUACUUCCUGCUGACGGUGUUCCUGGGCAAGGGCUAUCUUUUCCAUGGCAUCGAGGUGGUGGAGAAGCUUAUCAACAAAAAGGAGUGGUGGACGUCUCCACGCUUCCCACUGCAAACACUGUGCCAGGUGUUGGCUGCACAACAGGGCUCUCUGCGCACCUACACCUGCCAGUGUGUGUUGCCCAUCAACUUGUUCAACGAAAAGAUAUUUUCCUUCAUCUGGUUUUUCUUCGCUAUCCUACUACCAGUCACCAUCUACAGUGCCCUCAUCUGGGUCUGGCGCACCUUCACCUGCUCUCGCAUCGCGUUUGUGCAUUACUACCUGUGGAGGACGCGGCGUGUCGGCAAGGAGGACCUGUACAACAAUGCACGCAAAAUGGCUGUGCAGUAUCUCGGGUGGGACGGGUGUCUAGUGCUACGGCUCAUUGAAAUGAACCAUGGCGGCACCAUCCUCACCAUCCUCACCGAGCGCCUCUGGGAAUUCUACGAGGGGAUGGAGCGGGCCCAGCAGGACGGAGGAGAUCCUGAGGCCUACCUUAAUCAACGGCCACCCAUCUUCGCUUGCGGGCCUUACCCUCCCCCGGGUCCUAGCACCGUCACGCCCACCCCCACAGGCCCCUAUGGAUUCUACGGGAAGCACUUCCUCCCAGGCACUCCCGGGGCCUAUCCGGGCUACAUGUGGAACCACCAGGACAUGGCCACCCCAGGGUAUUCCUCCUAUCCCAGAAUUCGGGGCAAGAUUAGGUAACCCGCCCCUCACCCUCCCACCCACUCUGAGGGCUAAUUAAUGCCCACAUCCACACCUAUUCUCCCAACCUGUCCUGACUAAAUGUUGCAAAACAUCUAUAUUUCUGUUUUAACAUUUUCAAAUCCCUUAAAGUUUUGAACCAAAGCAAUCAAACUCCAGACUAAUAAAGCACUACUGAUAUGCGUGCUAACAAGGCUGUAUGUGACACAUCUCAGCUGUUACUUCCCAUGCUAAUAAGUACUACAACUGAAUCACGUUGCCAGUCAUCUCUCUCAUAAAUGAAUGAGUGAUGCAACUCUCCUGACACAGUAAAUACGUAGUGCAGAAAGUGAAAUUUCAGAAUACAAAAGAAAAAUCAUAAAUCACAGAGAACAAAAAAUAAAUUCCUUUCAAAACAAGUUCUGCACUCUGUACCCCUCAAUUUUUUUUUUUUUUUUUUAGAAUUCUUGCCGACCCAUUCAGAUUUCAUUCUCCAUCUGAAAAAAAUGGAAUGGACUUAAUUAUUCGAAAGUCCCUCACUUUUAAGAAUGACCAGCCAGACUUAUUUCCCCCUUUUCGGAGAAGAGAAAAAGAAAAAGAAGGGAAGAUAAAAAAAGGAAGGAGGACACCCCAUAUUGGCCCUGCUUUGGUAUCCACUCCUCACUACUACUACUACUACUACUACUACUACUACCACCACCACUACCACCACCACCACCACCACCACCAUCACUAACACCGCCACUACCAACACCACCUAGUGCCCUUAGAAAGAGAAGAAAAAGAAAGAUGUAAUAGUAUCAGUAACAGUAGCAACAAAAGCAACAGUAAUUAUCCUGACAAAGUAGAUCAACCUGUGUGUGUGCGUGUGUGUGUGUGUGUGUGUGUGUGUACAUAUUGUAUACCUAUGUGUCUGUAGACAUAUUACAAUAGCGUGUUACUAUAUUAGAUGUGUGUGUGUGUGUGUGUGUGUGUGUGUGUGUGUGUGUGUGUGUGUGUGUGUGUGUGUAAGUCAGGUCACAGUAUUAUAAUACUAUAGUUAUUUCCUGAUUGUGUAUUGCUGGCAGGUAAUAUAGCUACCUUAUAUAGUGGUGUUCGUCUGUUUAGUUAAUGUUUGUUGGUUGACCAGUGUCUUGCCAGUAAAUAGUGUCACAAAAACGCGUACUUGUCCAGUUAUGUUUUGUCCUUUGUUUUAUGUUUGUAUUUAAGUAUGUUGUUUUUCAUUAUUGACUUCUUUUCGUUACCUUCUUUAAUUUCAUAAUAUAGUUAGUUUGUCCCACUGUACAUAAUUGUCUAUACAUGUAACAUUCUUCAUAUUUGUUAUUGCUUGUAUCUUAUUUACAACAAAAUGUAUAGUUUGCAGUGUCUUUACAGGGUAGUGUGGAGUCUGUCUGCACACUGCCAAGUCCGUCUAUUAGUAUCUGCACUGCACUGUGUGUGUGUGUGUGUGUGUGUGUGUGUGUGUGUGUGUGUGUGUGUGUGUGUGUGUGUGUGUGUGUGUGUGUGUGUGUGUGUGUGUGUGUGUGUGUGUGUGUGUGUGUGUGUGUGUGUGUGUGUGUGUGUGUGCAUCCUAACCAUAGUGACUGCCUCAUUUGACCUUCUCCCCAUACCUCUCUUUAUCUUUCUCUGACACCCCCAUCUCCACUCUUCUCCCCUUUCAUUAUUUUAAGACACUCCUUUCUCUCGCCCUACAUAACCAUAUCCUCUUCCUUAUCCUAACCUCAUAUCUACUCAUAACCUUCUCUUCACCGUUAUGAGACUGGGAGUUAUAAGUAAAGCCACAUGAGGAACAGAGCCUGCAUUAGUUACCCUUAAAUAGAUCACGUUUUCUUCGAAUGCUUCUAUAUAAGUUGUCGGAAAGGUAUUCUGCACACGUUUUUAGUACAUUGUAAUGACGAGGUUGUAAGGAUUAGCACUACGAUAUGUAAUAGAGGAAGAAUGAUUGAUACCUGAAGAAAUGACUAGUUGCAUAGUGUAUGAUUACCAUUUUGCUUUCGUUUGUUACGCUACGAUAUGAUUCUGUUUUCUUAUGUAGUAAAUUACUAUUAUUAUUAUUUUCAUUACUAUUAUUAUUAUUAUUAUUAUUAUUAUUAUUAUUAUUACUAAAAGUAUGAUGCUCUCUCUCUCUCUCUCUCUCUCUCUCUCUCUCUCUCUCUCUCUCUCUCUCUCUCUCUCUCUCUCUCUCUCUCUCUCUCUUGCACAAUUCGUCUGCCUGUCUGUCUGACUUCUAGCCUGCAUGCUAAUCGCAUAGUCAGUUGCUCACUACCUUGCAUUUCAACACACGCCAGUACACGUUAUUGCACAGGACUGUAUAUACUUCUCUUCACUCCAAUUGCUUGCAUUACACUUUACCAGACUUUGCUGUUUCCUUUUUUCACCUUUCGUUACGUCUAGCAACACUUUAUGAUUUUUUUUUUUUUUUUUUUUUUUCAUUUCAAGUUUGCAGAGAUGGAUGAGAUUCGAAAAAAAUUGAAGUCCGAUUAGCGAUUAACGAUUCGCCAGCUUAUCAACUCCGAUUUGAUUAUCCAAUUCGGAUGCCAAAAAUCUAAGUCCGAUUAACGAUUACCUGAUUCCAUUAUUCCACUGAACAUUUUUAAAAGCGAUUCGAUAUUUAUAUAAACGAUUCAUUGUUUUUACAAUGAUUAUCAGUGCUCAUAAAGGGAAUUUUAUUUACUUAUUUAUUUUUACCCCAAAGAAGCCAUUUCUAACUAAUACAGAGAGAAACCAAGCUUUUAAGAUGAAAAUAAUUAAUCAUGAUAUUUUACGCAUUAUAUAAGAAAGGGUGAAUAGAACAGAAUAAAACGAAAAAAAUGUAUUUACUUGAGAAAACAUAGUAAAAAAUAUUAAGAAACUACUAUAGUUAAAAAAAAAUAUGGACUAUGUCGACCUUGAUUAAUCGCAAACACCUUUAAAUUUUCAGCAGCCCGAUUAUGAUUACCCGAUUUUUUUGGCGGAGUUAGUCCGAUUCGAUUAUCCAAUUCGAAAGGGUGAGUUCAUUUGAUCGAACAAUCGGAUAAUCGGACUUCCGAAUCGGACCGCCCACCUCUGCAAGUUUGUCCCUGCCAAACAUCUCCCUUCACCAUCCAUGUAUCCAUUAUCCAUGGUUGCAUUUCGUUUUCCCUAUCUCUGUCGUGGUUUUAAUUAUCCUGUCUUACAUUAUUCCUUCCGCAUGUCGCAACCCAAACUGUUAUCCUCCACAAACUCACAAACACAUUGCUACACCUUUCCCACUACCAACCUUACAACCUAAUAACACCACUAAGUGCUUCCCGUAAUCCUCUGGGAAAGUAUAAAAAAAUUAUCAAUGACAUAAGAAGAUGAAAUGAUAAGUAUGAUGAUAACAAUAAAGAAAGAGGAGGAGAAGGAGGCCCACGAAAAGAUGGAUAGAACUUCAUAUGUUCUCACAACAAAAUAUUACAGGGUAUAGGUAACUAACAAGAAUGUUAAUAUUGGUAAUGGUAAUGAUAAUGAUGAUGAUGAUAAUUAUAAUAAUAAUAAUAAUAAUAAUAAUAAUAAUAAUAAUAAUAAUAAUAAUAAUAAUAAUAAUAAUAUAAUCAAUACGAUGGAAAGGUGAAACAAGUUACCAUACAAUAAAAUCAACAAAUUCAAACGAGAUGCGAGAGCUUACCAAAAACAAAGAAGAGGCAGACAGACCCACAUGGGACGCUGGUUGUACGUCAUUUUUCUUGUUUGUCAUUUGGUUUGUAAGUUUGCUUGUUUGCUUGCUUGUUCCUUCCUUUUGGUUGCUCGUUUUAUUGCUUCACUGUUUGAACAUGUCUACGUAACGUCUCCAGGACACAGUUCGGUCAUCUUGUGGGUCAAACACACACACACACACACACACACACACACACACACACACACACACACACACACACACACACACACACACACACACACACACACACACACACACACACACACACACA
Molecule: messenger RNA, 7147 nt
Organism: Portunus trituberculatus (swimming crab)
Lineage: Eukaryota; Metazoa; Arthropoda; Malacostraca; Decapoda; Portunidae
Product: innexin unc-9-like
Exons: 4
Coding region: 1806-3239 (477 amino acids)
Cellular component (GO): plasma membrane; gap junction
Molecular function (GO): gap junction channel activity
Source: RefSeq, a predicted model, not a curated record